AUGAGUCAUGAUCUUUCCGAAGAGGCACAAGAUACAGAUGUUUUUAAAAUUCUAGGUAAUCUCAUUGAAGAACAGAAAAAGAAGCAUGCUUCACUUGUAUCACAGCAAGAUAUAUUGUCUUCUAACAAACAGGCUUUUAGUUCAUCUAAAAAUGAAGAUUUAGUAAAAAUAGAUUGUUUUUCAUUUUUGGGACUAAAAACUCCUUCUGAUCCAGCGUCUAUAAAGACAUAUCCUAGAGCAUUACGUUAUAUUAUUCAUAGAAUUUAUUGGGAUUCAUCUUUAUUGAAAAAAAUUACAGAAAUGAUUGAAGAACAAACGAGUUAUGAGGAAAAAUGGUGGAAUGAUAGACAAGCAUUGAUUAAAAGCUGGGAAAGCAAAAAAGAAGUAAAUAAAGUGAUUGCAAACGUAAGUGGCAUUGAAAAGGUUUCUGAUGAAAAUAUUGAACAAGAACUCCUUUCAUAUGAUUUAAAAGUGCACAGAGCAAUACAGGAAAUGUCUAAAGCACAAGAAAAAGAAUUUCAAAGGCUCGGUAUACCUUUUUUUAUGGAUGAAAAUGAAACAAAUAUAGAAAACAAAAAAAAAAUGGUUCAGCUGCUUAAAGACUUGGUUUCCGAAUAA
Molecule: messenger RNA, 618 nt
Organism: Pneumocystis jirovecii RU7
Lineage: Eukaryota; Fungi; Ascomycota; Pneumocystomycetes; Pneumocystales; Pneumocystaceae
Exons: 3
Coding region: 1-618 (205 amino acids)
Source: RefSeq, a predicted model, not a curated record